AUGUCUGUAUGCAUGUUUUAUUUAAUCGUAAAAACUUUGUUUACAGACCAAAUAAAAUGCCAAACAUAAGCAUAUGUAUAAUAUAAGACUCAACCUAAUUUUAAAAUUAAGCCUAAAACUGGGCCUUCAAUUAUUUCUUUGUUUUAGUUUAAUUAUAAUUAUAAUUCUAAGCCCAAGCCUAAACCUGCCCCUAAGCCUAAUCGUAAAAAUAAGAAUAAGCCUGAGCCUAAACCUAAGCCUAAGCCAAAGCCAAAGCCUAAGCCUAAGUCUAAGCCUAAGCCUAAACCUAAACCUAAGCCUAAGCAUAAGCCCAAGCCUAAGCCUAAGCCUAAGCCUAAUCCUAAGCCUAAGCAUGAGUCAAAACCUAAACUUAAGCUUUAUCCUCAGUCGAAUCCUAAGCCUAAUCCUAAGCUUAUGCUUAGAUCUAAGCCUAUCUUUAAGCCCUACAAUAAAAGUAAGAUUUAAGUUAAAGUCUAGGUCAGGACUAAGCGUAGGAUUGCAUUUACAGCAAAAGCUAGAUGCAAGGCUAGAGUUAGGGCUACGAACACGGCCAAAGCCAAGGCCUGAGUCAGCGCCAGAGUCAGGACCAAUGCCAACGCCAGGGUAAAGGCCAGGACCAGGACUAGGACCAGGACCAGGACCAGGACCAGGACCAGGACCAGGACCAGGACCAGGACCAGGGCCAGAACCAGGACCAGGACCAAAGCCACGGCCAGGGCUCUUUUAG
Bursaphelenchus okinawaensis is the source of this 727-nucleotide messenger RNA. Lineage: Eukaryota; Metazoa; Nematoda; Chromadorea; Rhabditida; Aphelenchoididae. The record is from the annotation of a GenBank genome assembly.